Messenger RNA from Rhagoletis zephyria (snowberry fruit fly), 817 nucleotides. RefSeq lists its product as uncharacterized. The record is from RefSeq and is a predicted model, not a curated record. Lineage: Eukaryota; Metazoa; Arthropoda; Insecta; Diptera; Tephritidae.
GUUAGAAGAGCGUUUUUACAAGCGAAUAUUUAAAAAAAAGAUGGUGAAAAUAACUACAAAACAACAGUUUGAGAUUUUGGUGCAACAAAUGGAGCAAAAUCCUUCGAUUGCUCGUGGUGUACGCGCUUUUGGCGAGACAAAAGCAAAUACUGAACAUGUUUGGAAGGAAAUUUCAUCUAAAUUAAAUAGUUACGGACCGCCAACUCGUACAUCCGAAGAAUGGCAGAGGGUAUGAUACAUUUUAAAGCCAAGCUGAAAAAGAAAAUGGCACAUAAUAGGAGAAAUAUAUCCAUCACCGGCGGCGGACCAUCUGAAGAAAUAAGUUUGUCCGCGCUGGAGCAGGCCGCAGCGGACUUUCUGCAAAUGGGCACUUCGGUCGAUCCGCCAGGUCGCACAUUCGGAGCGAUUUUACCCCAACAGCCUCAGGACACUGAAAAUAUUGCCUACAUUGAGGAAAUUAAUACAAUUUUAGAGGUAGAGACUGAGCAACCACAGCAAGAAACGGUGACGCCUCUUGUAGCAGUACAACUACCCAGGAGAAAGAGGGCGCACGAUAUCAGAUUAGACCUCCUCCAGCAACAAACAGGAACCCAGGGUGAGGUUGUUAAUAAGUUGGACAAAAUUGAAAGAAAGCUGUCCAGAAGAAAUGAUCUCUUAAAAGAUAUACGGGAUUUGAAGAGGGAAAAAUUAAAAAUAUUUAAGGAAGCGCAUGAAUUGAAAAAAAAGAACAUCAGAUGCUUGUUGAAGAGCAGCAUUUGAACAAGAAAAUUAAACAAAAAAAAACUGGAGCUCUUAGAAAAACAGAUCUCCAAUUUAA